AUGGACCUUCCAAUAGAAAGAACAGGUCUUUACGACCUGGACAGCUGUUCUGCCCAGCACAGCGGCGCUCUGGCAGCAUUGCGCCUGCUGAACAGCUACAACCAACUCCUGACUCCGCCUGUAUUAUCCGGAUCCAUUUGCGAGGCGGAUAUCCGACGUCGAGGGGAGAAGAGGCCGAUCCCGCAGGAAUUGAAGGAUGAGAAAUAUUUCGAGCGACGUCGGCGGAACAACCAGGCGGCUAAGAAGUCCAGGGACGCGAGAAGAAUACGAGAGGAUCAGAUAGCUUGGCGGGCGUGUCUCCUAGAACAAGAGAACGCCUCCCUCCGCGCGCACAUCUCCGCUCUAAGACAGGAGGCGCUGACACUCCGCGCGCUGCUGGCCUCGAGGGCGGAGCCCCCGCCAGCGCAGCCGACACCGUCCUCCACAACCGAUUGA
This is a messenger RNA of Amyelois transitella, 435 nucleotides long. Its product is annotated as transcription factor ces-2-like. The transcript is spliced from 3 exons. Lineage: Eukaryota; Metazoa; Arthropoda; Insecta; Lepidoptera; Pyralidae. The record is from RefSeq and is a predicted model, not a curated record. Bases 1 to 435 code for a protein of 144 amino acids. Gene Ontology annotation, molecular function: DNA-binding transcription factor activity, RNA polymerase II-specific; RNA polymerase II cis-regulatory region sequence-specific DNA binding. Gene Ontology annotation, biological process: regulation of transcription by RNA polymerase II. Gene Ontology annotation, cellular component: nucleus.